This is a messenger RNA of Rosa chinensis, 330 nucleotides long. RefSeq names its product gibberellin-regulated protein 12. The record is from RefSeq and is a predicted model, not a curated record. The transcript is spliced from 4 exons. Lineage: Eukaryota; Viridiplantae; Streptophyta; Magnoliopsida; Rosales; Rosaceae. The coding region runs from base 1 to 330 and encodes 109 amino acids.
AUGGCUAGGCUCUCAUGGAUUUCCAUUGCUUUCUUUGUCAUCCUUGCCUUCGCAAUCAAUACUUUGGCUCAAUGGGAUAUCGAUCAAAGUCCUGCUCCUGCUGUUCAAAUUGUUCCUCAAGGCGGAGAAGGAUCGCUUAAAGCUGAAGAAUGCGCGGGAGCGUGUGAUUUUCGGUGUUCAGCAACUUCACACAAGAAGCCAUGUCUGUUCUUUUGCAAUAUGUGUUGUCAAAAAUGUCUCUGUGUCCCAUCGGGCACAUAUGGACACAAAGAAGAAUGUCCAUGCUACAACAACUGGAAAACCCAGGAAGGAGGUCCCAAAUGCCCUUGA